UGACGUAAUGGUGUAAGCCCCGCCCCCGGGCGGCUGCUCUUUACACAAGCUUCAGAUUGAAACCUGCAGACCGAAACCUGCAGACUGAAACCUGCACAACUGCUGGCGAUGGGGGUAACGAUUAAAGUCGAAUACUGUGGAGCAUGAGGGUACGAACCCCGCUAUCGGGAGCUCGCCCAGACUGUCAAGGGCGAGUUUCCCGAUGCGGAUUGUUCCGGCUUUGUGGGAAGAUCAGGCAGCUUUGAAGUUGAAAUCAACGGCCAGCUUGUCUUUUCCAAGCUUGAGACAAAGGGAUUCCCCUAUGAGGAUGAUAUCAUGAGCUCAGUCCAGGCUGCAUAUGAUGGGAAACCAUUGGAGAAGAUCACCAAAAGCCGGGCGCCAUGUGUCAUCAUGUAAAGCCUAAAUUAUGGUUCCGCGUUAAAUCGACGCAGAGCCUACGCCGUAGGGUACGC
Molecule: messenger RNA, 452 nt
Organism: Cololabis saira (Pacific saury)
Lineage: Eukaryota; Metazoa; Chordata; Actinopteri; Beloniformes; Belonidae
Product: migration and invasion enhancer 1-like
Exons: 4
Biological process (GO): positive regulation of filopodium assembly; negative regulation of apoptotic process
Source: RefSeq, a predicted model, not a curated record